This is a messenger RNA of Lemur catta (Ring-tailed lemur), 672 nucleotides long. Its product is annotated as proline-rich protein HaeIII subfamily 1-like. Lineage: Eukaryota; Metazoa; Chordata; Mammalia; Primates; Lemuridae. The transcript has 3 exons. Bases 1 to 513 code for a protein of 170 amino acids. The record is from RefSeq and is a predicted model, not a curated record.
AUGGCCCUCCCUCACCCGGCCCAACGCGAGGGGCUGGACCCGGGACCCCCAGCCGUCAGGGAGCAACGCUGGGAAAGGGUCCCAGGGGCGAGGGGGGGCCGAAAUCAGGAACCCAGAGCCCCCCUGGGGCUACCCACCUGGGGCUCCCAGCGCAGCAGGGGUCCCAGCCGGAGGACACGGCUCCCGCCCUGUCGCAGCGUGCUGCGCCCGAAGACCGGCUGGAAGCGCAGCGCCGCGCAGCGCCCAGUCCCGUGCGUCCCCCCGGAUCCCUCGCCAGGACCCCCGUCGCUGGCCCGGCAAACUGGCGCUUUACCUGAAGCCGCAGCCCCAGCCGCGCCCGCACCCGAGCCCGCCCCCUCGAAGCUCUGGGACCCGGUUUUCAAGGCUUUGACGCUAACUGACGGUCACGCCAGCCAACCAGCACGCGAGGCUCUCCAAGCUGUCCAAUGGGCACAUUGGACACUGUCUGAAGAUGGUUUGCGUUGUCAGGAUGUGCGGGCUGCUAACAUCUAGUGGAUGGAGACCAGAAAUGCUGCUCUCCACCCUGUAAGGCUCACCACCACGGAGAAGGGUCGGGCCCCAGAUGUCCACAAAUCUGUGUAAGAGAAUGUUCUUUAUUCUAAGGAAAUAUGAAUUGAAUUAUAUAUAUUAAAUAAUAUAGGAAUAAAUGGA